CACUCACAGGGGCCGGCCAGGCUGGGGCAGCCAUGGUAGCAGCACUAAUCUGGAUUCCUCUCCUUGUGGGUCUCCUGGCAGGACUGGGGGGCACGGAGGCCCAGCAGACCACACUUCACCCGCUGGUGGGUCGUGUCUUUGUGCACACACUGGAUCAUGCCACCUUCCUGCGUCUUCCGGAGCACAUCGCUGUCCCGCCCACCGUCCGCAUCACCUACCACGCCCACCUGCAGGGACACCCAGAUCUGCCCCGGUGGCUCCGCUACACCCAGCGCAGCCCCUACAACCCUGGCUUCCUCUAUGGUACCGCCACCCCAGAAGAUCGUGGGCGCCAGGUCAUCGAGGUCACAGCCUACAACCGGGACAGCUUUGAUACCACUCGGCAGAGGCUGGUGCUGCUGAUUGGGGACCCGGAAGGCCCCUGGCUGCCUUACCAAGCUGAGUUCCUGGUGCGUAGCCAUGAUGUGGAGGAGGUGCUGCCCUCGACGCCUGCCCACCGCUUCCUCACAGCCUUGGCAGGGCUCUGGGAGCCCGGGGAGCUGCAGCUGCUCAACAUCACUUCUGCCUUAGACCGUGGGGGCCGUGUCCCUCUUCCCAUUGAGGGCCGGAAGGAAGGGGUGUACAUCAAGGUGGGCUCUGCCUCACCCUUCUCUACCUGCCUGAAGAUGGUUGCCUCCCCUGACAGCCACGCCCGCUGUGCCCAGGGCCAGCCUCCACUUCUAUCCUGCUACGACAACCUGGCACCUCACUUCCGUGUUGACUGGUGCAAUGUGUCCCUGGUGGAUAAGUCAGUGCCAGAGCCGGUGGAUGAGGUGACCACCCCAGGCGACGGAAUUCUGGAGUAUGACCCAUUCUUCUGUCCACCUACGGAGGCCACAGCCCAAGAGUUCCUGGCAGAUUUCCUGGUCACUCUCCUGCUGCCUUUGCUGGUGGCCCUUCUGCUUACCUUGCUGCUGGCCUAUGUCAUGUGUUGCCGGCGAGAAGGACGAUUGAAGAGAGACCUGGCCACCUCUGACAUUCAGAUGGUCCACCAUUACACCAUCCACGGGAACACAGAGGAGCUGCGGCAGAUGGCAGCCAGCCGCGAGGUGCCCCGGCCUCUCUCCACCCUGCCCAUGUUCAACGUGCGCACGGGCCAGCGGCUGCCUCCCCGUGUGGACAGCGCCCAGGUGCCCCUCAUCCUGGACCAGCACUGA
Marmota flaviventris (yellow-bellied marmot) is the source of this 1196-nucleotide messenger RNA. RefSeq names its product sarcoglycan alpha (gene Sgca). Gene Ontology annotation, cellular component: sarcoglycan complex; membrane. The record is from RefSeq and is a predicted model, not a curated record. Gene Ontology annotation, molecular function: calcium ion binding. NCBI's taxonomy places the organism in Eukaryota, Metazoa, Chordata, Mammalia, Rodentia, Sciuridae.